Durio zibethinus is the source of this 4385-nucleotide messenger RNA. RefSeq names its product disease resistance protein ADR2-like. The record is from RefSeq and is a predicted model, not a curated record. Gene Ontology annotation, molecular function: ADP binding. Lineage: Eukaryota; Viridiplantae; Streptophyta; Magnoliopsida; Malvales; Malvaceae. Gene Ontology annotation, biological process: signal transduction; defense response.
UUUUUUAAGUUAAAAUUUUUCUUUUUUAAGUAGUAUAAAAAAUUUUUCUUCGAAGGAAUGAAAUAAAAGGAGACUAAAAAAGCUUCAUUUGUAUCUCUUUGUCUCAAGUUCUGGAUCUAUUGUUUCUUUUGUCUUACGAUCUUUACUCUUUCAUGGCUUCUUCUUCUUCUUCUUCUUCUUCUUCUUCUUCUUCUUUUUUGUCCUCCUCUCUUCGACCAGAGCAUCAAGUUUUUCUGAGCUUCAGAGGUGAAGACACUCGCCGUACCUUCACCAGUCAUCUACUCAAAGCUUUGAAAGACCGUGGAAUCAACGUUUUCUUCGAUGAAGAAAAACUGAAAAAGGGAGAGAAACUUUCUCCAGCACUGUUGCAAGCAAUAGCAGAAUCACAGAUAGCAAUAAUUAUUUUAUCUAAAGGAUAUGCUGCUUCUUCAUGGUGCUUGAGAGAACUCUCUGAGAUCAUGGAAUGGUCUACUAAGGGACAGCUUGUGCUGCCCAUUUUCUACCAUAUUGACCCGUCCCAUGUGCGAAAACGUGGUGGAAAUUUUAAAAAAUCUUUCGAUAAGCAUCAAAGAAAGAAGCCGGCAGAUGACGUAAAGCGGUGGAAAGGUGCUUUCGCUAAAGUAGGAGAACUAGAUGGUUGGCAUAUAGUGGGAAACUCCUCUAACAAAUCUGAACCUGAAUACAUAGAGGAAAUCGUUCAAAAAGUUAUAGAGACUUUGAAUAGCAAGUCUCCUAGUGAUUAUGAAGAAUUGGUUGGGAUAGAUGAUCAGAAGGCGAAAAUUUUAUCUUUGCUACGUACUCAUCGAGCAAUAGGAAUUUGUGGAAUGGGAGGUAUAGGCAAAACAACUCUUGCUGAAGCUGUUUAUAAUGAAGUCUCCUCUGGGUUUGAUGAUCAUUACUUUCUUCAGAAUGUUCGUGAAAAAAUUGCAAAACAAGGAAUCGAAUCUGUACGAGAUGAAUUUCUUUGUAGAGUAUUAAACCAAAAAACCCAAAUAGACACUCCCUUUAUAUCAUCCAAUGUGAUAAAAGAAAGGCUCCGCAGGAGAAGAGUACUUGUUGUCCUUGAUGAUGUUGACCAUUUAGAUCAAAUAGAACGCUUGGGUGUUAAACAUUUUGGUCCUGGAAGUAAAAUCAUUGUAACAUCCAGAGAUAAACAAGUAUUAAGAAAUGGAGUUGAUCAAAUACAUGUGGUAACGACGUUAAAUGAGGAUUACUCUCUUAAACUCUUUUCCAAAUAUGCCUUUAAGCAAGAGAAUCCUGUUGCUGAUUUUCGGGAUCUAUCAAAUAUGGUAGCAAAGUAUGCUAGAGGCCUUCCACUUGCUCUUAAAGUUUUGGGUGCUGCACUAUAUCGAAAGCAUAAAGGAGAUUGGGUAAGUAAAUUGGGUAAGCUAAAGAAUUAUCCGGUAGAAGAAGUUGUUGAUAAUUUGAAGAUUAGUUUUGAUGGACUGGAUAAAGUGGAAAGGAAUAUAUUUCUUGAUGUUGUAUGUUUUUUUAAAGGGGAAAGCAGAGAGCAUGUAACAAAAAUACUGGAUAGUUGGUAUAAAGGAGCUGCACGAUAUGCAAUAACCGAUCUGGUUGACAAGUGCCUACUUGAUACAUCUGAAGAGAUUCUUUGGAUGCAUGAUUUGCUACAAGAAAUGGGUUGGAAUAUCGUUUUCGAAGAGUCGGAUGAUCCUAGAAAACGCAGUAGGUUAUGGAGACGUGAAGAUGUUAGUCUCGUGUUAAAAGAUGACAAGGUGACAGAUUCAGUUAAAGGGAUAUCCUGUGCAAUAGAUAAACCUCUACAAUUUUGUCCUGCUGCUUUUAAAAAGAUGACUAAUCUUCGAUUUAUCAAGCUCUAUCCUGUUUGCAUUAAUUUAGCACAUCUCUUCUCUGACGAUUGGGUUUUCAACCACGAUCCGGGAUUUCUUUCUGAUGAGCUAUGCUACCUUCAUUGGGAUUGUUAUCCGUUUAAAUCUUUGGGAUCAAACUUUUGUCCAAAGAACCUUGUCGAAUUAAGAUUACAGCAUGGCGAAAUCGAACUACUUUGGAGUGGAGACCAGAUUCUGGAAAAUUUAAGAGUGCUUGACCUCAACUGCUGCUUUAAGUUACGCGAGAUCCCAAAUCUCUCAUCAGCCAUAAACCUUGAGGAAUUAGUGUGUGACUGCUGCUUCAAUCUGGUUGAACUUCCUAGCUUGAAACGUUUGACGUCUCUUAAACGGCUACGUUUAUCAUAUUGUCGAAAUCUCAAAAAGUUUCCUGAGUUUCCAAGUCAUUUCAAUGAAUUAGAUUUAACUAGCACUGGGAUUGAAGAAGUACCCGAUUCAAUCGGCGAUCUCCUACAACUUAGAAGGUUAUCUUUGAGUUGCUCAAGCAAUCUUUCUAAGUUGGAAUCUCUUGCUGAUCUAGAUCUCCUUGAAUGCCAAAUCACUGAAUUUCCAGCAAUUCCCAGAAAUCUUUCAAAAUUAUGUGUGGCUGGGACUCGAGUAGAAGGAGUGCCAUCAUCUAUCAGGUGUCUAGAUAAACUUCAAGUUUUAAAUAUGAGGAGCACAAGGAUUCAAAAUCUUCCAAGUAGUAUUGUUGAGUUGGAUGCUCUUAAAGUUAUUUACCUCUCUGAUUGCACCAGCAUCACCAACUUUCCCAAUUUUCCAGAGAAGAUAGAAGAAAUAUAUAUGGACAACACUUCAAUUGAAGAAGUUUCCUCGUCAUCAAUCUCUAGGCUUAAAAGCCUUAAAAAAUUGGAAGUGAAAAGAUGUCAGAGACUUAAAUCAUUGCUAGGGCUCCCACCAUUUCUACAAGAAAUAGAAGCAGGUGGUUGCACGUCAUUACAAACAGUUUCGUUCACGGAACAAUAUCAAAUUACUUUCCCCCAACAUGACUUGUUUGUAUUUGAUAGUUUCUCCAAACCGAAACGACAUGACUCAAUUGUAUUCGAAAAUUGCGUCAAACUGAAUCGAGAUGCAAUCAACAACAUUGUGGCUAAUACACUGCUUAGGAUUGAGUGCAUUACAAAGCAAUUGGUAGAGAGAUCGACAGUGGAAUUGGCAAAGGAGCUGGUAGAGGAGGAGCACUACGAUUGGAAAGUUAAUGACAAAAGGAAAGCUUAUGAAACAAGUUACUGCAAAGUGAAAUUGUUUUGUUUUUUACAUGGAUGUCAAAUUUUAAAACAGUUCCAGCAUCAGAGCAGGGAUUCAUCAAUAGCUGUGGAGCUAGAUCCAGAUAAAAGUAGUAGUGGAUUAUUGGGGUUUGCUUUAUGCGUUGUUGUGAACAGUCAUGAAAUGGGACUGCCUCCGAGUUUUUCGUGCAAAUGCCAACUGAAAACCACAAGCGGUGAUUGUCAUACUUUCUUUCAUAACGGUAGUCCUCCAUCGUUCCCACGUAAGAAUUAUCAUGAAGGCGGCGAUCAUGCACAGUUCAUUGUCUUUGAUCACAAUAUGCUACACGAAGCCAUGCCUUAUGUGGAGGCAUCAUUUCAAUUUCAAUCUGGCGCCCAACUGGAUUGCGUUGGUGUUCGUGUAUUCUACAUGGAUGCAGACAUAAUCCGGCGAAAGGUCCAGCUUUCUGAUGAUGCUGAAUCCAGUGAAAUUUUCCAGACUGAAGAAGAUACUGGGCAGACAAGAUGUUUUGGCUCUGACUCUGAGGAAGAUCAAAGAAAUUUUAACCCUGAUAAUGGACAUGAACCAGAGCCGAAAAGAUUAAAAUAUUUUCUCUCCUUUGAUCGAGGGCCUACAAAUGAUGCUGCAAAAGGUAUUCUCCCUAUGUGAGGGAAAAGUGAAGCAAGAGGAUGCUUCAAGUUGAACAAAUCCGAGGCUAAUGCCUAAGAUGGCUGAUUUUGAAGGCAAGGCAACAACAUCAGACUCCAUUGCAAGGAAACUGAUUUUGAGCCCAUCUUGGAGGAUGAAAUUUUUCGGUUUGACUGGUCCGCAAACGAUAAAGAUAGCGCAUAUCUCUACUUUUUGAGUGCAUUUUGGGAUAGUAGAUUGUCAAACGGUUCUUACACUACACUGAUUUUUUUUUUUUUUUGUUUUUUGUAAAUAUAGCCUUUGCAAAUCCUUGAACUUUGGUUAUUCAGCAUAUUAUGUUUUCACUUUGAUGGUGCACUUUUCUAAUAGAAUUCGAGAUAUAUAUUAUGUAUGAAUUAUUUUUUUAGAUAAUUGAAAUGAUGGAUUUUGUUUGAAAUAAAUUUUUUGAUUCUUUAUUAAAGCAUGUAUACAAACAAAUUCUCGUCAAGGCACAUCCAAAGUAGGAUCCACUGUCACCGAGGACAGAUUCUACCGGAAAAAGGUUUUUGUCGUCCUUGAUGAUGUUAGUGAUUCGGAGUAACUCGAAACUAUUAGUCAUGAUCACUGGGAUUCUGAAAGUAGAAUCAUUGUAACAUCUAGAAAUAAACUAAGUCCUUAAGAAUG